CAGCUGACUGACCACGUGACUUUACGGAAGCGAGUGAGCGACAAACAAAAUGAGCGGAUCCUGAGUGUCGUCCUGCAUGAAUGAUGCGGUUAUUUUAUUUGUGCCUCGUGUUUGCUAGUGUGAUCGGGGUGUUGUUGAUCCAGGGUGCACAGGGGGCUCACUCGGAAGCGGCCCCCCCGCAGGGAGCAGCGAGCUGCGGCUGUGACAAGCUGAGGAGAGACGGCGCUCAGCAGCAUGCGGAGGAGGGUUCGGAUUCUGCAGCGCCUGCACACAAGUACUCAGAAGGCGCUAAUGGAAGGCCGCAGGGUCAGAUGGUGCUGAUUGCUGGAGGACCGUUCUGGAUGGGAACUGACGAUCCAGGCAUCCCCCCAGAUGGCGAGGGACCUCGCAGGCUGGUGCACGUUGACUCCUUCUACAUGGACACCCAAGAAGUUACUAACCAACAAUUCCAGAGCUUUGUCAACGCAACAGGGUAUAUUACUGAGGCAGAGAAGUUUGGAGACUCAUUUGUAUUCGAGGGGAUUUUGAGCGCGGGUGUGAAAAACCAAAUCACCCAAGCGGUGGCUGCUGCCCCCUGGUGGCUUCCAGUGAAGGGGGCCAACUGGAGGUGUCCCAAUGGUCCAGACUCCGACAUCACAGACAUCCCGGACCAUCCUGUUCUACACGUGUCCUGGGCAGAUGCAGGAGCCUACUGCUCCUGGGCCAACGGGAGACUUCCUACAGAGGCAGAAUGGGAGUACGCCUGCAGGGGCGGCCUAGAAGACCGACUUUACCCCUGGGGAAACAAGUUGAACCCUAAAGGACAACACUAUGCCAACCUGUGGCAGGGGGAUUUUCCCAACCACAACUCUGCAGAAGACGGAUACAUGAAAACUUCACCGGUGAGGUCCUUUCCCGCCAAUGCGUUUGGUCUGUACGACAUGGUCGGGAAUGCAUGGGAAUGGACCGCAGACUGGUGGGCUGUGCAUCACACCACAGAGAGACAACGCAACCCAACGGGUCCUCCAUCAGGCACAGACAAAGUGAAGAAGGGAGGCUCUUACAUGUGCCACAAGUCUUACUGUUACAGAUACCGAUGUGCAGCACGUAGCCAGAAUACUCCGGACAGCGCAGCCUCCAACCUUGGUUUCCGAUGUGUCGCCGAGGGGAAAACGUGACCUGAAAAGGUCCAGUCAUCUUAAACUGAGGCUUGUGGAGAAAAACAAGGACAGGAGUUUAAUAUGUGCCAUCUCACUGACGGGGAGUUGAGAAUAUCUUCUGUUCCAGCAGAUAUCCUCAGAAAUGUGAAAUUUCCUAACUUUUUAAUAAGAAUUCCAUAGAAAAAGCAGUAUUUUUCUAUACCUCCGUUCUCUUUACUCCUCUGGGUACAUUGUAAAGAGAGCACUGAAUAAGUCAGCCUCUUGUUCGGAAACACGCAAGUUGUUGUUACAAUUUGCUGCAAGAUUAUUGUUGUAUUUACAAUCACUGAUAAAUCUGGAUGCUAACCAAUUAAAUGGAUCCUAACCAAG
Gasterosteus aculeatus aculeatus (three-spined stickleback) is the source of this 1508-nucleotide messenger RNA. RefSeq names its product sulfatase modifying factor 1 (gene sumf1). The record is from RefSeq and is a predicted model, not a curated record. Gene Ontology annotation, biological process: protein oxidation. Gene Ontology annotation, cellular component: endoplasmic reticulum. Gene Ontology annotation, molecular function: formylglycine-generating oxidase activity. Lineage: Eukaryota; Metazoa; Chordata; Actinopteri; Perciformes; Gasterosteidae.